Molecule: messenger RNA, 2068 nt
Organism: Erigeron canadensis
Lineage: Eukaryota; Viridiplantae; Streptophyta; Magnoliopsida; Asterales; Asteraceae
Product: U-box domain-containing protein 30-like
Exons: 1
Coding region: 316-1626 (436 amino acids)
Biological process (GO): protein ubiquitination
Molecular function (GO): ubiquitin protein ligase activity
Source: RefSeq, a predicted model, not a curated record
UCCUUUCCUAUUUCCUGAUUUGUUGUUUCAAUGAUUUUACUCUUUUCAGCUUCAAUAACAAGCUUUUAACUUUCCUUUCUUUUGCUGGUUGUGUACAAUAAUAAAGUUAUCAUCAUUAUGGUCUUUGAUAAUGAUGAUGAAGAUGGUGAAAAUGAACAACAAUAUGUUUCUUUUUUUGGUUUUGACCAUAACAAACAAAGUGUAGAAAAAAUGUCUUUUUAAUUAGUGUUUUUUUUCAUCCACAUGCUUCACCAUUUGCUUAGUUUGUUAUCUUAAAAAUAAAGGGUUUUGCUUUUCUUGUUUUUUGGUCAUAAAAUGCCUAUGUACCAGCCUUCUGUUGGUGGCCAAAUUUUGGAUCUUGAAACUGCAGUCAAAGAUGGUAUUUUAGGUGGUGGUGGUGAUAUAUGUGUUACUACUACUACAACAAAUGUUGAAAAAAUGGAUCUAAAGAAGAUGAUUGAACAAUUAGAUACACUUGAAGUACCAAGUGUAUUUAUAUGUCCAAUCUCAUUAGAACCAAUGCGAGAUCCAGUAACACUUUGUACAGGCCAAACAUAUGAAAGAUCCAACAUUUUAAAAUGGUUUGCAUUAGGCCAUUUUACCUGCCCAACAACAAUGCAAGAGCUUUGGGAUGAUUCAGUCACACCAAAUUCAACACUUAAUCAUUUGAUUUACACUUGGUUUUCACAAAAGUACUUGUCUUUAAAGAAAAGAUCUGAAGAUGUUCAAGGAAGAUGUUUGGAGCUCUUUGAGACUUUGAAGAAAGUCAAGGGUCAAACAAGAAUUCAAACACUUAAAGAAAUUAGAAAGAUUGUUGCAAGCCAUGAAUCAGUCAAGAGAAGUUUAGUCAACAAUGGUGGGGUAAGCUUUAUUUCUUCACUAUUAGGUCCUUUUACUAGUCAUGUUGUUGGGUCAGAAACUAUUGGAAUUUUGGUUAAUUUAGAGUUAAGUUUAGAUGCUAUUACAAAUUUGUCACACCCCACCAAGAUUUCAUUAAUGGUUGAUGUUUUGAAUGAGGGCUCAUUAGAAACCAAGAUAAACUGUGUCAAAUUGAUGGAAGUUUUGUUUUCGGGGUCCCAAAUUGUCCCAAGUUUGAGUCUUUUGGUGGGAGUAUUGAGAUUAGUGAAGGAUAAAAGAUACCCACAUGGGAUAUUGGCAGGGCUAAGAUUGUUGAAGGUCUUUAGCUCACAAGAAUCAUUAGCAAAGUCAAUUAUAAGCAUUGGAGGUGUUCCUCAGUUGGUUGAAAUGUUGCCUCAUUUUAACUCAGAAUGUUUAGAAUUAGCUUUAUAUGUUCUUGAAUUUCUAUCUUGUAAUCCUGAUGGUGCUUUGGCCCUCAAGAAUUGCCCGAAUACAAUUCCUAGUUUGGUGAAGCUGUUGAUGAGAGUAUCCGAGUGUUGUACUCAGUAUGCGUUGUCGAUAUUGUGGGAAGUAUGUAAUCUAUCACCAGAAGAAUCUGCUGCCACUACAAUCAACAGUGGUCUUGCUACGAAACUGUUGCUUGUGAUUCAGAGUGGAUGCAAUGCAGGGCUAAAGCAACGGGCCGCAGAGCUUUUGAAGUUGUGUAGUUUAAAUUAUACAGAUACCAUUUUCAUUUCAAAGUGCAAGUUAAGUAGAACAUUGCAGUGAGGGGAAAAUUGGGCAGCAAUGAAAAGUUGUUCAUAUGAUUUCCGAAACAAUAUUCAGUCUAAAAAUGGUGCAAUGCCCUAUCUUGUGUAUAUCCAACACGCGAUUUCAUAAUUUGCCGUGCAAGAAGGUUUUGAAUGAAUAAGGUCUUGGUAAAGCAUAUGAAGGUAAAGUUCAUUUCUUUAUCUUUGUUUAGGAUGAUAGCAUUGACAGAAGAGUACAUAUGUUUGCAGUGAAUUUGGGAAGAUAAUGAGAUGAUGAAGACAAAAGCUUGUAUGUUUGCAUUUAGUAAUGACCAAUUGUAAUGUGUAGAAAGUUAAUGUAUUGUUUGGUUGUGAUUAUGAUUUCCUUACAAAUCUCAUGUCAUGGUCCUAUGGGGGUGAACCCUUGUAAUUCAAUUUUGUUUCUUUAAUAAAUGCUAGAGUAGCUUGAAAUUUGUUUGCAA